Vombatus ursinus (common wombat) is the source of this 1730-nucleotide messenger RNA. It is a transcript of the gene ZSCAN9, whose product is annotated as zinc finger and SCAN domain containing 9. The transcript is spliced from 4 exons. NCBI's taxonomy places the organism in Eukaryota, Metazoa, Chordata, Mammalia, Diprotodontia, Vombatidae. Bases 152 to 1345 code for a protein of 397 amino acids. Gene Ontology annotation, biological process: regulation of transcription by RNA polymerase II. The record is from RefSeq and is a predicted model, not a curated record. Gene Ontology annotation, molecular function: DNA-binding transcription factor activity, RNA polymerase II-specific; RNA polymerase II cis-regulatory region sequence-specific DNA binding.
UGACUAUUGUUCCUGUCUUGAGUUCUGUCCUUUACCUCCUUUCCCUCCGCUCAGGACUGAGUGGACUCUUCUCCCCAGUUUAGGGCUGAUAUCUGAAGAAAAGAAAUUUUCCUGCUGGAAUAAGCUAUCUCUUGAGCUUUAGGAGUCUUUGAUGGAUACAAAAUUAAGGGAGGCUGUAGCCUUGGGUGUAAAGGCUCUAGUGGGGCAGGAAGGAUUGCUUACAGUGGAAAUGGAGGAGGAGGACCGCUACAGGGGGCAAGAAUCCAGCCCGCAAAGAAAUAAUCCCCAGGAAAGGGAACUCUUCCGCCAACGUUUCCGUCAACUGUGCUAUCAGGAGACACCAGGCCCCAGGGAGGCCCUGAGUCAACUCCAGAUAUUUUGCCAUCAGUGGUUGAGACCAGAAAUGCAUACAAAGGAAAGGAUCCUAGAGCUGCUGGUGCUGGAACAGUUCCUGACCAUCCUGCCUGAAGAACUCCAUACUUGGGUGCAAGAACAUCAUCCAGAGAGUGGAGAGGCAGCAGUGAUUCUGUUGGAGAAUUUGGAAAGAGAGCUUGAUGAACCAGAUCAUCAGGUGGGAAGAGGGAGAAGAGUUCUACUGUGCAGAGACGAAGCAUCAAUAUUUCCACUUUCCAAAACUGCUGUUAUCUCUCAGCUGAAGGAAGGAGGAGAACCACUGUCCCUGGAUCCACAGGGUGCUGAGAAAAGAGAGGUCCUAAGAGGUAUCUGUACAGAUGGUAUGACAAGCACUGAGAACAUGGAGUUGUCAAUAAAGCAGGAAUAUAAUAAGACAAUGGAACCAUACAGGGAGGUAUCCAGUGGAUUAAAUUUGAAUGCUCACCAUGACCCCAAGUAUGGAGAAAUUUGUGGACAUGAGGGCAGGAUAGCAAAGCCAUGGGAAAAUCCUAUAGAGGAAGGACUGUAUAAAUGUGAUGAAUGUGGAAAACACUUCACUCAAAACUCUGGCCUUAUUAGACAUCAAAGAAUUCAUACUGGAGAGAGACCUUAUGAGUGUAAUGAAUGUGGUAAAACCUUUAGUAGGAGUUCAGGUCUUUUUAAUCAUCGGGGAAUCCACAAUAUACAAAAACGUUAUCAGUGUAGGGAAUGUGGGAAAGCGUUCAGUCAGAGUGCAGGACUUAUUCAACAUCAGAGAAUCCACAAUGGAGAAAAACCCUAUCAGUGUGGCCAGUGCAGUAAAAGCUAUAGUCGGCGCUCCUUCCUUACUGAACAUCAGCGAAGUCACACUGGAGAAAGACCCCAUAGAUGUAGUGAAUGUGGGAAAAGAUUCAAUCGUCAUUGCAACCUUAUCCGUCAUCAAAAAAUUCACACGGUCACUGAAUUAAGCUAACUCCUCCAAGCACUGUGAACAACUUUUUCAGAUAUCAGAUAAGUAGAUCUGGAGAAAGUUACAUUGACAAAAUAGCAUUAUUUAUCCCAUAUAUCUGCUUUGGAGCAUAUAAUUCACUAGCAACCCAGGGAAUGACACCUAGAGGAAUGAUGUGGGUUUUACAAAUCACUGUUAUCUCUCCUGCUCCUUUCCAUCUUCCCUGUUCUUCCCCUCUUUUCCCAUAUUUUUUCUUGAAGUUGCCACUCCCUUCUAUCCAACAAAUGCAGUUGUCCUAGCAGAAGAUCUGGCCUUUUGAAAAAUCAGUAUUUGUGCCAUAUGUACAAAAAUAUUUAUAGCAGCUCUUUUUGUGGUGGCAAAGAAUUGGAAAUUGAGGGGAUGUCCAUCA